GUACGUGUUUGCUGCCGAAUAAACGCUAGGGGACACACUAGCUAACACGGUCUCACGUAUUAACUAGCUCGUUGUGCUGGUCAUGGCCGCGGCGCCGCACGUCGUCAUCCUCACGAGCUCCGGCUUGGGCCACGUCCUCCCGGUUUCCGAGCUGGCGAAGCGCCUCGCCGUGCACCACGGCUUCACCGUCACAAUCGUCACUUACGCCAGCCUGUCCACGCCCGGCCACUCCUCGCCGCUCGCCUCCCUCCCGCCGGGCGUCUCCGUCGCCGCGCUCCCGGAGGUGUCCAUCGACGACCUCCCCGCCAACGCGCACUUGGUGACUCGCAUCCUCACCGUCAUCAGUCGCGCCCUGCCAGCGCUACGCGACCUACUACGCUCCCUCCUCGACCUCCCAGCGGGGAUCACCGCCUUGGUGACCGACAUGCUUUGCCCCGCCGCGCUCGCCGUCGGCAAGGAGAUGGGUCUGCCUGGGUACGUCUUCUACACCUCUAGCCUCAUGUCUCUGUUAUCGUUUCUCUACAUCCCGGAGCUCGCCAGGACCACCACCUGCGAGUGUCGCGACCUCCCGGAGCCCGUGCUGCUCCCCGGGUGCGUGCCGCUACACGGCGCCGAUCUCCUCGAGCCCCUCCAGAACCGCUCCGACCCCGUGUACCAGCUCAUGAUCGAGCUCGGGCGGAACUACCUCCUCGCGGAAGGCUUCAUCAUCAACACCAUGGACGCGUUGGAGCACGAGACGCUGCUGGCGUUCAAAGAGCUUUCUGACAAGGGCGUCUACCCGCCAGCGUAUGCUGUGGGUCCAUUCACCCGGCGGCGGUGCCCCGACUCCAACGAGGCUAAGCACAGCUGCUUACGGUGGCUGGACAACCAGCCGGAUGGCUCGGUCUUGUACGUGUCCUUCGGCAGCGGCGGCACGCUGUCCACGGCGCAGACGGCCGAGCUGGCGGCUGGGCUAGAGACGAGCGGACAGAGGUUCCUCUGGGUGGUGCACCACCCCAACGACAAGGACAGCAGCGCGGCCUACCUCGGCACUGCCGCUACCGACACCGACCCGCUGAGCUAUCUGCCGGACGGGUUCGUCGAGCGGAUGAACGGUACAGGGCUCCUUGUGCCACUGUGGGCGCCACAGGUGGAGAUCCUUAACCACGUCGCCAUGGGAGGGUUCAUGUCUCAUGGCGGAUGGAACUCCACGCUGGAGACCGUGGCGGCAGGCGUGCCGAUGGUGGCGUGGCCGCUCUACGCAGAGCAGAGGAUGAACGCAGUGAUGCUGUCAUCGGAUCGGGUGGGCCUGGCUUUGUGGGAGAGGCCUCCCCUCGGUAAGGACGGAGCGGUUGUCGCGCUGGAGGAGGUGGCGGUGCUGGUCAGAGAGCUUAUGGAAGGGGAGAAGGGUGCCGCGGCGCGGAAAAAGGCCGGUCACCUCCGGGAUGAGGCCAAGAUUGCUUCGGCGCCGGGCGGGCCGCAGGAUCGAGCUCUCGCGAUAGUGGCUGACAUGGUAUCCUUGCAUCGGAGGAGCCACGAAAUGAAGAUAGUACGGCAAAAUUUCAAACCAAAAUAGCCCAAUGAAUAUCGUCGUUAAAAUAUUAUGCAUUGAAGGCAUGUAGCAAUCGACAAUAUCAAUUUAAUAGCCCCAUGAACGGAUGAGGAUCGUUUGGCUCUCUGGUGCACCAUCAACCGAAAUUGGUACCACUAUUGAUUACUAUGAGAUGGCAAUAAUCAAGUUCACUUUUGUAGUGCAGACAUGUAACUACUCCUGCUAUAAUACACUGCAUUAUUGCAUAAUAGUACAAGCACAUGCAGCUAGUUAAUGCGCCUGAAAUGAAUGAUACAUGCAGCUAGCUAGUUAAUGCACUUUUACACGAUCUAGUUACAUUACACAAUGUGAUCUUUUCUACAGUCUUUUUGAAUUUCUGAACAUUUGUUGGCUGCAAACUAUGACGCACAUACAAUGGUUUCGGUAUAAUCAUGAGAAUGUUCUCAGUGUAAUUUUGUAUGAGAGAAACUCUUAGGGUAAUCGUUGGAGUGCUACCUUUUGAGGCAAUUGAUUUCCAUAAAAAUAUCAUAAUUUUUUUAACUUAACACUUGGCAAGGGAGUCGGGGGUGUGUUGGUAGAUAGCGGGGCCAAAAUUUCAACCCAGAAUAGCCCAGUAAUAACGGGGCAGGUUUUCAAGCCCGGCAUAGUCUACCAUCUUAGCAUAAAAUAUGUUGAAAAUAACGGGAGCAGCAUUUCUACUGGCAAAUUAAGUGUGCGCGUUCAGUGUGGCAACGGGAGCAGAGAGGCAUACUGUGUGGUGUGGCGGCUAUGAAAUGGAAGAUUUAAUAUGCAAUGUUCAUCUAUUGUGUGCUUGAGGCAUCAGUCCCUCAUGAGAGAAGAAGCUGCAUCAUCUGAGGAACGUCUGAAGAUGUCUCAUACACAUAAGUGCCGUGGCAAAACAGCUGAGUCCAAUUACAAGCUGCAGAAGAGUUGGGUUUAUCAUCAAUCUUGUUACAACAGUUUCACCGUGUGUCCAACUUCACUUACCUGGGUCCAUCAUCAUGUCUGAUACAGUUGAGAAGAAGAAGAUGAAGAAAACGAUAUACAGCCACAAUUGUCGAUUGACUGGAACUGUAAAUUUCAUUGUCAUGUUCAGUUAGGCAGGGAACAGCAACAUGGAUGUUACGGCAACCGAGGCUAUAAGUAGCAUGAAAACAAGAACGACGUGUACACAGCCAUGGCCAAGUGAAUUAUGUAGAUUGUCACGCGCCAUCUUGUCAGAAAGGGAUCACAUCUAUUUGCGAGCUA
Molecule: messenger RNA, 2779 nt
Organism: Triticum dicoccoides
Lineage: Eukaryota; Viridiplantae; Streptophyta; Magnoliopsida; Poales; Poaceae
Product: hydroquinone glucosyltransferase-like
Exons: 2
Coding region: 83-1555 (490 amino acids)
Molecular function (GO): UDP-glycosyltransferase activity
Source: RefSeq, a predicted model, not a curated record